Messenger RNA from Maniola jurtina (meadow brown), 11553 nucleotides. RefSeq lists its product as uncharacterized. Lineage: Eukaryota; Metazoa; Arthropoda; Insecta; Lepidoptera; Nymphalidae. Gene Ontology annotation, molecular function: nuclear receptor binding; protein dimerization activity. Gene Ontology annotation, cellular component: nucleus. Gene Ontology annotation, biological process: cellular response to hormone stimulus; positive regulation of transcription by RNA polymerase II. The coding region runs from base 346 to 4320 and encodes 1324 amino acids. The record is from RefSeq and is a predicted model, not a curated record. The transcript is spliced from 19 exons.
UAUGUAUGUCUCGUCUUUCAGUUGACUUUCAUCGUCGUUUUGUAGCGAACGUUUCGCACGAGCAUCGAUAGAGAAUUACAUUACUUUAUUAGCUGCGUAAUAAAGUCGGUGCAUGUUCUGAUUAUUCAAUUCUGUAAAACUACAAAUUGUGACGCCUAUACAUCUCGGUACUCAUUGAAUUGUUAAAAGACAUUGAAAAAAUCUGCUUGGAAAAUAGCGUCGCAGCGAGCGUGGCGCAAUGCAGUGUGUGUUUGGAUGCAGAUAUAUAUUGUGUUCAAAGUUUUUUCAUGUAUAUUUUAGUUUUGAUACUGGUGCUAGUGUAAGAAUUUGGUGUAAUCUGUAACAAUGUUGCCCAUGGUGCAAACGGAACCUGUGCUCUUUAAUUGCGCGGCUCAUUCGGCCGAUGGGGCCUCGCCGACAGCCACAUUACCUCCCUCGCUGACACCGGAUUCGGAGGUUGACGGACUGGCGGAAUUCUUUUACGAUAUUGAUGUGGCGGUCAAUACAUUUUCAAGAAAUGAAUCCUGUGACCUCCAACUGGGAGACACAUGGAGGGGGAUGCAUGGCAAGAUGAGCGUGACCGCGCCGGGUAAGAAGAUAAGAAAAAAGUCAUCAGACAAUAAAUCUCAACAAAACAAGUGCGACAACGAAAAGCGACGCCGAGAGCACGAAAACGAAGUGAUAAACCAACUAGAGGAGCUUCUCGGGACUUGUUUAGCUGAGGUGAAGCAGCCCGACAAGAACGGCAUCGUCCGCGAGGCCACCCGCCUGAUCGAGGGCGUCCUGCAGCAGCGGAGGGACUGCCCAGACGACUGUCCUCUGCGAGUGAUCGAAUGCCUCUCGCCAGUACAAGCGGGCGAAGUAAGCUCCAGCGAGCCACAGCUGCCAACAUCUGUUUUCCAGUAUUCCGAACUCAGCACUCUCAUUGAGGCAAUCAAGCACUACACCGACGUCCUGGGUUUAAUAUUAAUGGAAAUUAACUCGAAAGGCGAAAUAGAGUGUGUGUCUGAAAAUAUAAAAGAUCUCGUCCUCGCGGAGAGAACAGAGUUGUAUAAGAAAUCAAUAUUCUCGCUCCUGCAUGCCGAUGAUCAUGCGAAAAUAAAACCUUUGUUGAGGAAUAUACAAAACUUCGCCUGGAGCUCGGGAGAGUCGGAUAAGUUUCAGUACCUUCAAGCGCGUCUACUUAUAAAGGACUCAAAUGUGACUGAUGGUCCAAGGUUUGUGGACACAGUGAUCCACGCUGCGCCAGUACGCGGCUCGUCCACGGAGGAGGCCGGCUCCGUCAUGUGCGUCAUUCGGCGCUGUGAGUCGGCCGCUAUCUCCAACGACGGCGGACCCACCAUCGUUUUCCGAUUGGACUGCAACUUUAACAUCUUAUCUUGUGACUUGUCGGGAGUGGAAAACUGUAUAAACUCUUCCUCUUCGUCUCUUGUGGGUACUCAUUACUUAGAUCUCGUCGAAAGUGGUGAUCGUGCGCGCGUAUCGUCGCAUCUGCAGGAAGUGGUCAGUCGGGUCGGACUACUAGUUGUGAGCGAUCCAUACCGAUUACGAAUCGCGAACGACGCUCAGCGUAUUCGAGUCACCGCCCAGUCGCGGUUUUUCCCGACGGUCGGCGAGCCGGACUUUAUCAUGUCCACGAACACCGUGCUCGGCGACGAAGACGUCGAUCUGCUGGAGGCUGGAGUCUCCCGGCCCUCGCUCGGAGGCCCGCUAAUGACGUCUGUCGCCAACGGCGAGUCCUCCGCCUCCGAGCCGCGCUACCGCUCUCCGGUAGACAGCCCCGUAGCCGACCCGCAGUUCUCUAUGAACGUGUUCGACCUCGAUGAGCCUUGGCCCUCGUCCUUCCCGAUCGGCGAGCUGCCCGGCGAGGAGACGAAAGAUCGCAAGGACAGCGGCACCGAGGAGACCGCGUCGCUGGCGUCGCCCGCGGACACGCAGCCGCCCACGCCCGUGCACGAGGAGCCCAACCGCCUGCGCACGCUGCUCAGCAAGAAGACCGGGUCCAACGCCGCGGAAACGAAUUCCAAUAAUCGCAUCUUAAAAGACCUGCUGAAGCAGGAAGAUGAGGAAGCGACGGGUAGCGAGACGUCGGCGCCGCACACGCCGCACACUCCGCACACGCCUCACACGCCUCACACGCCGCAUACACCUCUCACACCCGGCUCGGCGCUAUCCCCUCUGUACUCUGCGCAGGCGCACACGCGCCCCGGGCCGCACCAUAACAACCAAUUGCUCAGGAUACUAAACGAUAAAUCUGAUGAGGAUGGGGAGGAGAGCAGAAGAAACUCUACGGAUAGCGGACGUGGGACGUCGCAGACUAGCGUGCUGUCACAGUUACUCUCGAAUACCAACGGGCCGGCCAGCAACGGCCGGUCGCAGGAGGGUGGCGAUAUGUACAUGGACAGAAUUGCUGGCAUGAAACGAAAAUUUGAAGAUUCCAAAGCUUCACCAAAUAACACGAAGAGGGCUACACCUGAAAAUCAACAGGUGUCAUCGAGUGCCGCGGGCGCCAGCACGGCCACGUCCACGGUAGCGUGCAGCGGCAUGAGCGUGGCUACCAGCAGCAGCGGCAUGAGCCAGCUGUGCCAGAAGAACCAGAUCCUCGUGUCGCUGCUGGCGCGCCAGCAGACCACGCCGCCCACGCCACUACCGCUGCCCAACCCGCUGCUGCGCUACCCGGCGCGCGCGCGCCCGCCGCCGCCGCAGCACCCGCACGCGCACCACCCGCUGCAGCUGCGCUCCUUCCACCACGCGCUCUCCAGCAUCAAGCCCCACCUCAACGCCAAUAAUCGAGUAAGCAAUGUCAACGGCGGUGCUGGGCCUGUUUCUUCGGCGUCUAGCGUGGAGUGUACGGGCAUGCAAGGAGUGCAAACCUCACAGGCGGGGCUCGGAGCGCAAAGCCAUCUGCAGAUGGUGCUGCAAGGCGGCUCGCGCGCCACCUACAACCCGGCCGCCGCGCCGCCGCACUACGCCACGGCCACAACACACCAUUCCUACAACAAUCAGACUUCGAGCGGCAACUCGAGGUCGCAGGCGGGGGCGGGGGACAGCGAGGUGCCCAGUGAUCAGGCCUUGUCAGACAUUUUGGACGAAGUGAUCGAGAGCAUGCCCUACAGCGACCGGCCCGCGCCCGAAGUCAGCGGCCUCAUGGACCUGGAGAGCAAUCUACAGUUGCGUUCUGACUAUGCUGGCGCAAAAGAAAAGAAUGAUGUCAUAAAUGCGAUAACGCAAAAUCUAAUGCAGUUUGAAACUGCAACCAAGAGUCCAGUGGCAUCGAGUCCGGGCGCGCCACCUGUAUAUCCCGUUCAAAGUCCAGGGACGAGUACAAUGAGUGGCGGCGGCGUGGGCGCGGCACUGUACGGCAUGGUGGCGCGCAGUGAGCAGGACCCGGUGCGCGCGCGCGCCAUUGCCGAGCAGCGCGCGCGCCUGCUGCAGAUGCAGCGCUCGCAGCAGCUGCUCGUCUCCCCUGAGGCAGCCGAGCAACCGCAAGCGGAUCUCGGUUCGACGAUCAACGCUUUGGUUUCCGCGACUCCGCCUAACGUUGCCCUCACGCGGACAGACUUCCAUCAUCUAUAUCACCCAACGAAUCAAAUGGGUUCAAAUUAUGGUACAAAUAAAAUUCAAGCACCUCAACAUAAUCCGAUGCUCAGUCGGCAACUUUGUGGUGGAGGCGCAGGCGCGGGCACGUACGCGGCGGCGCUGCACACGCCCGUGGCGCCACAGCCCUACCUGCGCGCGCCGCGCCCGCUGCACGUGGGCGGCUACUAUGAGGAGGGAGAGGCGGGCGCGGGCGCCUACUGCGGCGAGUUCGCGCGCCGCGUGCCGCACUCCGCGCACGCGCCGCACCCGCCGCACCCGCCGCACCCACCGCAUCCGCCGCACCCGCCGCACACCCCGCAUCCCUCGCAUACCUCGCAUCCCUCGCCGCACGACCAUCAGCUCUCAUGCGGUGUGGGCGGCGUGAGCGGCGUGGGCGGCGUGAGUGGCGUGGGCGGAGCGGGCGGCGGCGCGGCGGGCGGCUCGUCGGAGUACGUGCGCAACGAGCUGCGCGCCGUGGUGGGCGCGCGCUCCGCCAUGCACACCCUGCACCCGCCCGAGCUCGACCCCCUGCUCAACUUCGACAUGUCUGCACCCGGUGGCGGCGCGGUGGUGGGGGGCGGCGCGGCGGCCGCGCGCUCGUGGGACGCGCUCCAGAGCUCGCCGAGUACUACGGAGGCGGGCUCGGCGGCGGGCGGUGAUGCGGCGGGCGCGGGGGGUGCGGGCGAGGCGCGCGCGGGGGGCGCUAAGGCCUCGCUGCUGCAGAAGCUGCUGUCGCAGUGAGCGGGCCGCGCUGCAUUUACCGCGCCCGCCGCCGCCCGGCUGCGAGCGAGCGAGCGCCUCCUCUGCGGCUGUAAACUCACGCUCCGUGAGGACGAGUACACGUAUUUAUAGAGCGUCUCUAUGUGGAUAGUAGUACGUUAGUCUAGUAGUGCUAGUGAUAUUUUCGAGUAAUGGAGAUCGACGAUCGAUCGUAUGUUUCCUUUGGGUUCUUUGAGAACUCCGUUUAGCGUACGAGUCGUAGAUAUAUGUAUCUAUGUAUAGUUUUAAUAAGGUCCGACGUGGAGUACGACGGUAGCUUCCCGUGAGGGAAUAAAAAAAUAUGUGAUCCGCUAUAUGAUUGGCGCAUACGCGUAGUUUACAUACGUUAUAUACGAUAGAGACAUACCGCGUGCAAUAUUGUAUAGAAAUAAACACUUUUUUGGCGUUGUGAACGUUCUGUAUUAUAGUGUGAAAGUCAGAUGUUACCUGUUAUGACAAAGUUAAGUUGUACUGUAGUAUUCGAUGGGGCGUAUGUAUGGUUUUAAUCCGACCCUAUACUUAUCGACAUAAAAAAGGUUUUAUUUUUAUAAGAGAUAAGCGUUGAUCACUCUUGUCUAUAUCCUAUUAAAUUCAUUUGCGAAAAUUAUAUUCAAAAGUGAUUAAGUUCUCCAAAAAUAGUUUUCUGAGCCACUUCGAGGAGUAUAGAGUCGGAAUAACUGCCGAAAUUAAUAAUAAUCAAUCCUAUCUGCAAUCUGCCGAUAGGUCACUUAGUAACCUUGUUAUUUGUCAAAAGUUGUAUUUAACAAAGUCGUUGUAACUUAUCGACAGAUUACAAUAGAUUGACCAUAUCAUUAUUAAUUUCGGCCGUAAAUAAAUAUAAUGUAAAUAACGUGUUGUUAAAUUAUAGCAAUUGCUUUUGUGUAAAUAUUUUGUUAAAUCUACCGUAAUAUUAUGGUAUAUUAAUUUUGCUUGUAAUAUUAAACACCACUUAUUGAUUUUAUUAAAGUUUUUUUAACUUCGAUUUUACAAGAUGUUUUUAUCUUUAUUUUAUUCCGCUGUAUGCCUGUAUUUAUUUUACUUGGGUUGACUAUUCAAUUUUUUUAUGAUUUGAAACGGUACAAGAAAAAAAAACGAAAUGUCUAUUGUUCACCUACUCUGACAUCAGUAUGAUAAAGUUUUUCCACAAGGUUUCAUUUUCAUUUUUAAAACAAUCUUUAUCUUUUCGUCUUUUUAUUUCGAAAUGAACAUUUAAUGAUUUUUUUUUGUUGAAACCUACUUGAAAUACUCAAUCCAAUAUCAAUCCGAACCAAACUGAGUCAAAAAUUUUGAAGUCGUGGCCAAAAAUAAUUAAGUUUAUGAAACAAAAAAAUCUGAGUACAUUGAAUCAUCAGUUAUUAACCACAAUAUUAACAACCAUAAAAACUAGAACUGACUGAAAUACCUUCAAAUACUUUCAAGGCAAUAGUGAAUAUGCAUCUUUUAUGUAAGCGCGUUCCAAUGUAGACCUUAUCAUUGCCAUCCAUAAGGCAUCGUUAAGCGCGAGCCUAUCCUGCAAUAAAAAAAAACCUUAUCGGAAAAUGUAAGUUUUCACUGAAAAGUUAUUGAAAAAAAUCUGCAUAAUUUACCAUAAAUAUUAAUUCUUUUUGUAAGUUUUAGUGUCAGAGGUAAAUAAAUUGAGAUAUAAUCUAUAUAUACCUACAGAUACUUAUUCUCAAUAUUGUGUGUAUUUAUCUCAAUAAACAGCAAUUGAAAAAAAUACCUGCUGAUUAAUUGAAGAGCAUAAUUCAAAGUAGGUAUUUGAUAUAUUUUUUUUUGCAAAUUUUGAGUUAUUUGAGUAGUACAGUAGUGUUGAAUAACGCGUAUUUUCAAAAGGAAAAGAGUAGGGGUCCACUACCCUUAUCUUCGAGUGAUUUGAAUUUUAUAUAAUAUUUUUGGUUAGCGACUACAAAAUCGUUCACAAGUUUCGUUCUACUUCGUUAUUUCAUUAUUGUCAUUGUGAUAUUAUGUAAACAUUAUUAAUAUUUUUAUUUAAAUUAUAUUGUGUACUAUAUUUCGUCUAUAAAGUAAUAACUAGUGCGGGCUUUACGAGGUGAGAAAGCCCGUAGGCGGUGAUUGUAUGAUGCAUUGUUUAUAGAUAUUGCAUAUUAUUAUGUAUGCUCAAUUGAUGUGAAUAAACAAACGAACGAAAUGUUGCACUUAAAUAUAAUAUAUGACUUCGUAAAAAAUUUAAAGUACAUGAUUUGUUAAUGUUAAAAUAUUGCAACGAUUGGUAUUGAUAGGUUUGAUUGCGUUAAUGAAUUUAAAUGAACAUGAUGGAAUGAGAGUAUGUUAGAAAUACGUUACGACGACGCGACGUUUAAAAAGGAGCGUGGGUGCGGCGAAUGGCCGAAGAUAAUAAUAAUAAUUAAGUGUCCGAGGAAAUGCAGAUAUUUAAUAUUGUGCGUUGCUUACUGAAACGUUGGUUCUAUAACUACAUUCAUUAACCUUAUUUCUGCUACUCCCCCAUUGAACUAACGCUGGAAGAACCAUACAAAAUGACAAUUAUUUUUUGAGUCGAUUUGUAGCGCCCCAACGAGCGUACCGGUAUAUGGUAUCAUUAUUUUAUGAUUUAACAUUAAGUAAUGUCAAAAGGUGUUAUUUAAUCAAAAAUUCGGAUUUAACUAGCUAUUAUAGUAGUGGCAGAAAAUAUCCCACAAAAAUAACUUUUUUCUAGUUAUUCAGUUUGGUUUACGGUACGGCGGUUUUUUAAAAACGACUACGGAACCCUACCUUAGUUAGGUAUGCGUAUUUUGACACUGGCCAACUAUUGAUUAUUUUGCGUAAAACACAUAUAAAUACAUAAAAUCGUACAUAUAAAACAUAGAAAUAAAUGCCACCAUACCUAUGAAUCAAUAUCCUCAAAAUGUAAAAAAGAUAUUUAUUUAACAACCUAUCUGAUUACAACGUUCCAAUCAACGCGCAGUAUGAAUGAGUUAGAAUAAUGUAAUAAAAAUUCAAAUUACGCAUUAACAUAAGUAUGUGGUCUCGAGUCAGCGUUUUUGUGAAAAUAUUAAUAACCUCAAUGUUAUACGUCGUUUACUCGUACUUUAUAUAACUUUGUGCACCAAAUUAUUGGUAAAAAUUGAAGUCAUCGACUUUUAACUGGAAAAAUCACCGUUUACGAAGAAUAACUAAUUAAGACAGUAAAUUAAAUUACGAAAGCUUCGACAUAACUUAAGAACCUCUUUCACAAGGUCAAAAUAAGUUUUACCCGUCAGAUAAAACGUUCAGUAGUGUGUAAUCUGUAAUCUAAUUAAAAGAGUUCCGUUUUAUACUUCAAUAUCAAUUAAUGGCUAAAAUUCAUUGUGACUCUGUGCAAGAGGCCUUAAAUCGCACAAUAUGAUAUUUAAAUUCUAUGUGUACCUACAAUUAAUAGUUAUAAGUUAUAACUUAUGAUUGUAUAAGUGAGAACGUAUGAUCUGGAAUGUGUUUGUAGUACCUAUACUAGUGAUAGCUCAUCGUAUAGAAUACACUGUUGCGUUCGGGACCACAAUGCAUUGAACUUUACAGACACCCUGUUGAAUAUUUAUAAUGUAUUUAAACAGUUGCUUAGUCUAAAAAAUUGGAGUGCUAAAAAUUUAAUUCACUUAGAUUGUGAUGGAAAAACAGCUGUUAAAAUUUUGUAUAACCGAUGUCUUGGGCUAUGGCGCUCUAUAUCUAAAUUUUUAUAUGAAAAUGAUACGAUAAACAAGUAUGUCAGCGACAAAAUUUAUGUUGUUGUAUUCAUCACCUGUAAACCAUUAUUUCAGCAACUCUCAGACCAGUUAAUUAUUAUUCUCCAUUCGUUAAUUGACUUGUGCAUACAAGUUGAUUGAUUAAGGGCAAUUACUUAAGUUUGGUGUUUAGUACUUAACUAUCAUUGAUUGUUUCCUUUAUGCUUGACGCGUCAAAGCAUCUUGGUUCUCUAAUGUCAGCUACUUCUCUUGCUUUGAUUGAAUAUAUUUAUUAUAAAUAAUAAUAAUAAUUCGUCUCUCAAGGGACAGAUAUCCAUCGAAACAGAUAUUUGACUUGGACACUACCGAAGUGUAUAGAUAACAUUAUCGUUCUACAUAAAAAUGAUAUACCAACCGUAGAUAUAGCGUGUAAAUUUAUAUUGUGAUGUUAUAAUAACCUACCUAAACAACGUACAAAUAAUAUGUAGGGUGUACCCAUAAAAUUAUAAAUAAUGGAAAUUGAAACGGUUAAAGAAAUAUAUUAAUAUUUUUAUACCCUAAAGAUACAUAACUGAUGUCUAGACUACUGACCAAUACGAUCGAUGAACUCGUCAAAACAAAACCACCUUUUUACCAUUAAUAUACUUAGUGAGAUGAAGCUUUACAAUAUCCGAAAACCCCUAGCAAUAUAACACUCAUUCCAUUUAGUUGGUUACGAGGCGACGAGAGGUGCCGGAGUGUCCGACUAGCGAAUACCGAUUCCGUAAAGUACAAUGAUGGCCUUGUUAGGUACACGACAACGUAAACACAUAGUUGACAAGUAGUGAUGUUGUCUUAUUGAAAAAUAUUGGAAGCAUAUUUAUUGGAUUGUUAGAUUGAAGAGCAUUUAAUGCCGUCACAUAGUUUUUGACGUUCCGCUGCGGACGAAAUGUACCCGAAGAAGGCUAUAUUUUUUACAGUUUUAUAUAGUGUACAAAGGAAUAAAAGACUCGUUUUUUCGACAACACGUCCAUUGCACGGGUUAUAAAAAAAUUGGUUUUCCGAAAUAACUGUAAAAUGCGAAUCAGUUAACGACGCAUGCGUGCCUGAUAUUAAAAGAUAUAAGAUAUUUUUCAAUACCAUCUUUAUAAAGAGACUAUGUAAUUAUAUGUAAUAAAAAUAACAUACGAUAAAAUACGUUAAUAGUUGUAAAAGAUUCAUAACUUUCAUAAUGGGAAUCUAUUGUUUCUGUUGUAAUAAUUGUUACUGGCGCAACUUUAUAAGGAACACUUGUUGUUCUGUAAAACAGAAUACGGAAGCAUCCAAAUCGAUUGCAUAAAUGCACCGCAAGUAGAUACUCGUCAUAUUUAUCUAUGCAUUGGGCAACCAACUUAGUAAUUUUUAAUACAAUGUUUUAAUAAGAGUAAUGAUUGGAAAAUGCCUAAGAAAUAAAAUUGAGGAAUUUUAGUCUUCCAAAAAACAUUAAUAAAUUAAUAUUAUUUGCCUCCAACGUUGUUACAUACCUACUGUUCAAAACGAUAUUUUUACUUACCAAAAAUCGUCAAAAACUUAAUAGAUAUUAUUCGAUACAGUAAUUGUUAAUCGAUGUUCGUAUGUCAGAUUAUAUAGUUAUUUUAAUGAUUAUGUAUAUCACAAUUCAUUAACACCAAUAUUUACAUAAUUAUAACGAUUGGUAAAGAAAAUAAUCAACGAAAAUUAUUCCUAAUAAAAGAUAUAGUUACUUAUUUAAUAUUUUGAUAAAUAAACAUUAAAUUGUUGAAUUGGCUUAUCGAAUAAAAUAUUGUAACACACGCAAUUCAUCUAUAUUAUAUAGAACUCUUAGAAUAAUGCAAACAUCUCGGUGUAAUGGAUUUAUACCUCAUUUUAAUGUUCGUAACAUUAAGGUCGUAUUUGAUAUUAAAUCUUAAAAAGUUUCCAUAAAAAUCUUUAAACUAUCAACCCUGGUUAAUAUUUUUUUCAAAGUAACUUUUUUAUAUAUUUUAUAUUAGGCUGCUAUUCGGAUAUAUGUAUUAUCGUAAGGUUUAUGGUAAUUUCACAACUAUUAGACAUUAUAUUGAGUAAAUCAUAUGUAAGAACUUGAUACAAUUUUAAAUGAUGAUGUUUGGUCAGAUAAUUGGGAAUGUUAUGUGUAAUUCGAAAUUUUAUGUGAGAUGAUCGAAGUAAUCAUUAUUUUCGCAAUAAAAAUUUUUAGUUCCGUAUCACAGAGUAAAAUAAGAGACAACAAAAUAAUAGGGUCCAAUGUUUCCAUCCAAUGCUACAGCAAAUUUACGACUUGGACUGUGUUAGGAAUGUGAUAUGUCAAGGUUUAUUUAUACGGUCUACUUACUCUGUGACCAGGGAUUUAGAAUGUCAAAUUAUUUUCAUGACUAAUCGACGAAACAUUGAUGGGUACGGGAAUCUUUGUUUCAAAGGGAAAACAUAAUUAGUUUAACCGUUUGUAAUCUUCAUUUUUAUAACUUGCAAAAUUUUGUUCUGUAUAUUUUAAAUAUAAUAUGCUGACAUAAUUUUAUAUGAUUCCUCUGUAGAUGAUAACGUGUGAUAAUAUAUUUAUAGUAAGAUGACAGUCGCUAACACAACGAGGUAAUUAUACUCCCGUACAAAAUUGAUUUUAUUUUUUGUAUAAAAUCGUGCCUCUUGUCUUGGCCUGUCGUCUGCGAACAGGGGUAUUGUGUAUAUUUGUAGAGGUAAAGUUCAGUUUUAGAAGGCGUUAUUUGAACCUAAUUAUGUUUUUUCUAAAAAAAACGAUUAAGUGUUUUGGCCAGCGGCAGAAAGGAUUAUCGCUAGAGUUUAUUUCUACUAUUAUAAUAUAUAAAGCGAAUGUGUUUGACACAUCGUUACGGGUGGGUAAUGUUUUACAGCUUUAAGAACUAAGUAUAAUAUUAUAAUACCCCAGUCUUGAACAGACUCAAACUUCGUUUAAUGUUGAACUAACCUAGUCUUAUCGUACCUAAGCCGUAAUCUUUUUUGCGGAUGGCCGUUAAGUCUGUGUUAUUAAGUUCUUCAGAUGUUAGAUAAGAGUCCUUUUGUGUUGCUGUGCAUUUCUACGCAUUGUAUGUAUGUAUGUUUAUAUAAUAUUGUAAAUAGUUAAACAUAUAUUUUUACGAUUAGAAUACACAACCAAAGUUGUUAUAAAAAUAUGGUUGAUUAAAUGAUAAAAUUGAUAUAGGUCGUUAUGUUUAUCUUUUAGUGGACAUUCGGCUGCGACCGCAGCUGGAUACACCGAUGUCUCGUCAAAGCCUUCUACAUAACCGCCCUGAUAUUAGUAAAAACGAAUUUAUUGUUUGAGGUAUGAAAUUCGAAUAAUUCAGAACAGAUGAUAUAAAAUUAAGCUGUAAACUGAUAAUAGUACGAGUAGCUUACUGUUUUCGUUCCUAAUAGCUUGCUCCAGAACUUUUACCAUGUUACGGUCAUUGUCAAUUAAUGAAGCCGACAUUACGAUACUUCUGAGGGUUCAGAUUGUAAUAUUUUUAUCCAUUGACAAAAGCAGGCGUUAAGAGUACAUACUUUUAAGUUGUAUUUUUUUGUACAUUUUAGAUUCGAAAAUAUAAUUAUAUCUAAAUGA